Eremomyces bilateralis CBS 781.70 is the source of this 501-nucleotide messenger RNA. RefSeq lists its product as uncharacterized. The record is from RefSeq and is a predicted model, not a curated record. Bases 1 to 501 code for a protein of 166 amino acids. The transcript has a single exon. Lineage: Eukaryota; Fungi; Ascomycota; Dothideomycetes; Eremomycetales; Eremomycetaceae.
AUGUCGGAGUACAAGUCCCCAUAUGAAGCCAGCGCCUCGGUCCUCUCGACGCUAUCCUCCUCCGACAUCCUGCUCCUACUAUCCCCCGCCAUCCCCGGCCCAAUUCCCGACAUGGACCCCUUCGAACCCCUCGGCCGCGCCUUAAGCGGCUUCCACCCAAAAGUGCGCCAUGUACCCUACGUGCCGUCCAUCGGGAUGCGCGACAUCCACCGCGAAUUCCUCGCGGAGGCCGGCGCCGUCAUCGUGGUCCUUGCGUGCAGUCUGACGUCCAAAACGGAUUCGGAGAAGCAGAAGCAGUUCGCGCAGCAGGUCACGACCGAGCUGGGGUCGGAGGUGCCGUCGUUGCUCGUAGUCGUUCAGACGCCGCUGGUGGGAUCCGGGGACGGGGAGGUGGGGGUGGGAUACGAUGCCGUCCUCAGUGGGUCGUCGUGUCGGCCGGAGCAUCUGCAGGAUAUUGCGUAUAAGGCUUUUGGGCACGAGGAGUUGUCGAGGUACAUGUGA